AUGUUCGUGGAGUGGAAGGCCAGGUGCAGGAAGACCUAUAGAUACGCCGGCGAAGAGGAAUGCCGGUACGCGGUGUUCAAGGACAGCCGCCGCCGUGUCGCCCGGUCCUGGGCCGCUGGGAUGACCACAUCUGGCCUUAACAGUCUCAGCGCCAGCGCCAUUGAGGAGAUAUACCGCGGGCGCGGGGUCCGGAUGGGGGAGGAAUCGUACGAGCAGAAGACCCGCCGGAUGUUCGUGGGGUGGAAGGCCAAGCACGGCAAUACCUACAGAGACGUCGGUGAGGAGGAAUGCCGGUACAGGUUGUUCAAGGGCAACCGCCGCGUCGUCGUCCGGCUCAACGCCGCCGCCGCCGGGCAAAACGUGUACGGCCUCAACCAAUUCGGCGACCUCACCAACGAGGAGGUCCAAGAACGCUGCUACCCGGAGAUGGAGGACCGAGAGCUGAGCGCCAGGUGCCAAGCCGCCGUCCCCGACCCGGGCCCGGACCCUGUCCAUGGGAGGCUGUUUCGGUACCAGAUAAAAGACACAGUGACUAACAUGCAGUCCAUUGUUCGCAAGAGGCUGUUGCCAGAAAGCGAAGUUGACAGAAAGGUUUGCCGGUGCAUUGCUACGGAACUGAAACAAACAGAGUCUGGAGGUAGCGCCAUUCCUGGAGAUGAUCCACAUGUUGAUCUGAACGUCACUUGUGUUUGUUGCCGGAGAAUUUUAGAAUAG
Molecule: messenger RNA, 714 nt
Organism: Miscanthus lutarioriparius
Lineage: Eukaryota; Viridiplantae; Streptophyta; Magnoliopsida; Poales; Poaceae
Source: the annotation of a GenBank genome assembly